UUGUAUCCAGUGGCAGCGGCAUCCGCUCCAUGGCUCUCUGUGGCGCUCGGUACCCGCGGCUCCGCAUCUUCUCGGCACUUAAGUGUGUCGCAGGUUGGAGGAACCACCGGCUUCAGCUCAAGAGAUGUUUGAAUAAGAAUGUUACAGAUGCCCUGCAAGCAGUAGCGGGAGCUGACAACGUUUCCACAUCAACUGCAGUGCGGGAGCAGCAUGGAAAAGAUGAAUCAUACCAUGGGUGCAAACCUCCAGAUGUCGUGGUGUGGCCACAGAACGUGGAGCAGGUCAGCAGACUGGCUGCAAUCUGUUGGGCGAACGAUCUUCCCAUCAUCCCUUUUGGUACAAGCACAGGGCUGGAAGGAGGCGUCGUUGCCGUGAGGGGAGGAGUGUGCUUUGACCUCACAAAGAUGGAUAAAAUCUUGGAGCUAAAUACAGUUGACUUUGAUGUGACAGUGGAGCCUGGAGUCACCAGAAAAGGCCUGAAUAAUUACCUUCGAGGCAGUGGUCUCUGGUUUCCGAUUGAUCCCGGGGCAGAUGCCUCCCUGUGCGGAAUGGCUGCCACUAGUGCCUCAGGUACAAAUGCGGUGAGAUACGGCACGAUGAGGGAGAACGUGAUAAACCUAGAAGUAGUGCUAGCGGAUGGGAGGAUUAUGUACACAGCAGGAGCGCAAAGGAGGUUCAGGAAGACAUCCGCCGGUUACAAUCUGACAAAUCUCUUCAUUGGCUCAGAAGGAACUCUGGGAAUAAUCACCAAGACAACAUUGCGUCUCUAUGGAAUGCCGGAAGCCAUGGUGUCUGCAGUCUGCACGUUUCCAACAGUGCAAGCAGCUGUGGAAUGCACGGUGCAAGUACUGCAGUAUGGCAUCCCCUUAGCAAGGAUAGAGUUCCUGGACGAUGUGAUGAUGGAUGCUUGUAACAAGUACAGCAACCUGAAUUAUGCAGUGUCAUCAACGUUAUUCCUGGAGUUCCAUGGCACAGAGAAAAGCCUGGCGGAGCAGAUUGAAGUGACAGCUGAAAUAGUGAAAGCGAACAAGGGCUCUGAUUACACUUGGGCCAAAGAUCAAGAACCCCGGGAUAAGUUAUGGCAAGCACGGCACGAUGCCUUGUACGCUACUCGGGCCCUGCACCCAGGCUGUCAGGCUUAUUCCACAGACGUGUGUGUUCCACUCUCGAAACUGCCAGAGAUCAUCGUGGCAACUAAAGAAGACCUGAUAAAGUCAAAGCUUACAGGAACUAUUGUUGGCCACGUGGGAGAUGGCAACUUCCACUGUUUGAUGGUGGUGGACCCAGAAGACAAGGAUGAGAAGAGAAGGAUGAAAGAGCUUACUGACAGAUUGGCCAGAAGAGCUCUGGCCAUGCACGGCACAUGUACCGGGGAACAUGGCAUUGGCUUGGGUAAACGGGAACUCCUUACCGAAGAAAUUGGUGCUGUCGGUAUGCAGGUGAUGAGAGAAAUUAAGGCAGCAUUGGAUCCAAAACACAUUAUGAAUCCUGGCAAAGUGCUGUAGAGCAUUUGAGAGGAAAUGCCUUCUCACCUCGAAGAUUCCACUUGCCAACAGCCUAAGUCAGAAUGUCAUUGGGAUUGAUAAGUGGACAUUUAGAACUUCCUUAUAAAGGGAAUGCAUGGGUAAUUUUUUUUUUACAGGGCACGUUGCACAUCAAGAACGAGUAGCAGACAUUGUCUGACAGAUAAAGAUCACUCUAGUUCUCGCUUGAAUAAUAUAUCAGUUGAUUUGAUGAGAAAUGAAACAUUGCUUUCGAAUUGUUAGCUUGAUGGAUACAAGACAUGAACAUGAGUUUAGAAGUACAGCUGAAGCAUAAAGGAUGCACUCUCAGACUCUACUAGACAUUCUAAAAAAGAUUCCGGUUCCAGGAGAGAUAAUAGGCACGUUUUAAUCCUCAAAUGCCAUUUUCCUUUUUAGUUUAUAAUUUCCUACUAUUUGGAAGAUGUCUGAUACAUGCCAUCCACUGAUUAUUUUACUGCAUCUGAGAAAAUAACACAAAAUGUUGGAUUACAUUCCCUGUUUCUUUGGAGAAAAUUCAGCCGCUAAAUAGGAAAUGGCAUUUCCCAUCAUGAUGUAAACCUUACUGAGGGACAUGGUGACUUCAUGGCUGAAUGGACAUCCACCCUUCUUGCCAUUUCUCCUCCAUUUUCUCGUGACUUCCAGCCUAAUCUCUCUUCUACUGUCAUAUUUAAAGUCUUGUUCUAAAAGGCAACCAUGAUAUUUUAAGCAUCGGUAGAACACACACAAAAGCAAGUCACAGCACUAAAAUGUCAGAAAUGGGCUGUGUUAUGUGGAGUUUGAGUUUGGUUCUUCCUCAAGUGGAUUGGAAUGUUGGUCUCUGGCUCAGAUGCUCGAGAGGUUUGCUCCUGCCUAGAGAACCACUGGAGGCAUUGUGCCACACAGUUUCUCAAAUUCUCCAAGGCACAGCUAAAGUGGUGUUCACUAAACUCACAAUCUGAGGUGUCUCUAGAUCUGCAGAAACCAAACACCGGUGCCUUGUGCAACCGUUCACUAAUUUGAAAUAGAGAAACAAAAAUAUAGGAAACAAAUAACUUUACAUUGUGUUUGUGAACUUAAGACCAGUUGGAAAUGGAGCAAUACAAACUUAUAAUGUCUUUCAGACUCAGUUCUUGCAGUUGGCAAAUUUGGAAUUGGGCUGAAGAAUAUGGCUAUGCAAAAUCCUAAAGAGCAGUCUCCAGAGGAGCAACUUCCCAAUAGGAUGAGAAUUAGUUAGCAAUGAGUAAAAUAAAUCAGAGCCCUGAAAUUAGGUAGCUUUAAUAGUCAUCUAGAAGAUCUGAUAUGCUCCUGUUGUACUUGCACAACUUAGUAAACUGGAACAUCCGAUAUAUGGCUACCUUACGUACAUAGUGUCACACAUUACAAUAGCCAAUGUUAAGCCUGAUGAGCUGGGGGCUCCUGUUUGUCCCAGGUUCUGUUUUGAAUAA
Pristis pectinata (smalltooth sawfish) is the source of this 2947-nucleotide messenger RNA. It is a transcript of the gene ldhd, whose product is annotated as lactate dehydrogenase D. Gene Ontology annotation, biological process: lactate catabolic process. Gene Ontology annotation, cellular component: mitochondrion. NCBI's taxonomy places the organism in Eukaryota, Metazoa, Chordata, Chondrichthyes, Rhinopristiformes, Pristidae. The record is from RefSeq and is a predicted model, not a curated record. Gene Ontology annotation, molecular function: D-lactate dehydrogenase (NAD+) activity; D-lactate dehydrogenase (cytochrome) activity; FAD binding.